GGAGUGGGACUCGCGAGAAAUCUCGCAGGUGCAGCAGCAGCAUAGCGAAUGAAUGAAAGAUAAGUAUUGUGUUAGUCAAUAAUCGAUGGUCACGAGGGUUUCAGGCUUUGGCAACGCCAUAGCUCCAAAUCCCUUCACAAUAUUCUUCUUCUUUGCUAAUUGCUAGUGAUGAAGGACAUGGAAUCUACUAAAUGGCUCCAACCAUCAAUCGCCAUCUUCCUCUCAUUCUUGAUCGCCACUCGUGCUUACAAAAGAAAGUCUCUCAGCCUUUCUGGGGCGAUUUCGGGUUUCGUCGUUAUGGCCAUUCACAUUUCCAUUGGAUACAGAUUUGGGGCUAUGCUGCUUGUGUUCUUUUUCACUUCGUCUAAGCUCACGAAGAUGGGAGAAGAUAAGAAGCGAAAAGUUGACCCUGAAUUCAAAGAAGGCGGACAAAGGAAUUGGAUACAAGUUAUAUCAAAUAGUGGCAUUGCCACAGUUUUGGUCAUAAUUGUAUGGAAAUUGACAGAAGGGCAAGAUAAAUGCUUAAAUUCUAGAGACUCUGCUCUGAUCACCUCUCUUAUUGGUGGCAUCAUAGGCCAUUAUUCCUGCUGCAAUGGAGACACUUGGUCUUCUGAGCUUGGAAUUCUAAGUAAGGAUCAACCUCGCCUAAUCACAACCUUUAAGCCUGUUCGGAGAGGUACAAAUGGUGGUGUGACAAAAGCAGGACUUCUAGCAGCUGCAGCUGCAGGGAUUGUCAUUGGACUGUCGUUCGUUCUUCUGGGACUUCUAACAGUCAGAUGUGAUUCUGAUGUGGCCCUUAAGCAACUACUGGUCAUACCUAUCUCCUCCCUGGCAGGCCUUGGUGGAAGUGUAAUUGACUCCCUAUUGGGUGCAACAUUGCAAUUCAGUGGAUUCUGCACUGUUCGCAAUAAGGUUGUUGGAAAGCGAGGACCAACAGUUAAAAAGAUCUCUGGUCUCAGUAUUCUUGACAAUAAUGCGGUGAACCUUGUCUCCAUACUGUUGACCUCAAUUUUAACUUCGAUUGUUUGUUUGUACACCUUCUGAACUCAUUGGUACGUAUUGGGCUAGUAUUCAAUCAUAUAUCUGGCAAGUAGUUGUUUAUAACAAAUCCCAAAAUUCAUGUGCUUCCCCGCUUUAAUUUUGUUGUUGGCCCUCUCAAUCCUAAGAUGGAUUGAAAGUAGGAACCUUGCACUUGAAAGGUUGUUUUAGUUUUGAAAUUAUGUUGAUCUCAUCCUGAUGAGUUUGACUGCGAAGACUAAAGUACUCAUUUGACACUUUUUCACAGUU
This is a messenger RNA of Prosopis cineraria, 1287 nucleotides long. Its product is annotated as protein PGR-like. The record is from RefSeq and is a predicted model, not a curated record. Gene Ontology annotation, cellular component: membrane. Bases 169 to 1044 code for a protein of 291 amino acids. The transcript has 5 exons. Lineage: Eukaryota; Viridiplantae; Streptophyta; Magnoliopsida; Fabales; Fabaceae.